This is a messenger RNA of Syzygium oleosum, 827 nucleotides long. RefSeq lists its product as uncharacterized. The record is from RefSeq and is a predicted model, not a curated record. The coding region runs from base 89 to 742 and encodes 217 amino acids. NCBI's taxonomy places the organism in Eukaryota, Viridiplantae, Streptophyta, Magnoliopsida, Myrtales, Myrtaceae. The transcript has 2 exons.
CGAACUCAAAAUUUAUUCCAAGAAGAAGAAGAAGAGGAAGAAGGAGGAGGAGGAGGAGGAGAAGAAGAAGAGAGGAGAGGAGGAAGAGAUGAAGCUAACCUGGUCUCCGGAGACGGCAUCGAAGGCUUACAUCGAGACCGUCACAUCUUGCAAAAAGCUACAGAAAGAAUCGGGUGUCGCUGAGCUAGUUUCAGCCAUGGCCGCGGGCUGGAAUGCACGUCUUAUAGUAGAGACGUGGUCGAGCGGUGGAGCCACCGCCACGAGCAUCGGCCUUGCAGUGGCAAGCCACCACACAGGGGGAAGGCAUGUGUGCAUAGUUCCCGAUCAGAAAUCAAAGUCUGAAUACAUGGAAGCCCUGGGAGAAACCGACGAGAACGUGGAAGUGGUGGUCGGAGAACCGGAGGAGGUGGUGGAGGUGUUAACGGGCAUCGAUUUCAUGGUAGUAGACUGCCAGAGCAAGGAUUUCGAGAAGAUCCUGAGAUCGGCUAAGUUGUCAACUCGAGGGGCAGUUUUAGUGUGCAAGAACGCAAGCUCGAGACUGAGUUUGAGCUUCCGAUGGCGGAGCGUUCUUGAUGCAGGGUCACGCCGUCUCGUGCGGUCGGCGUUUCUUCCCGUGGGCAGAGGGCUGGAUAUUGCCUAUGUUGCAAGCAUCAGUGGGAGCUCGAGCGCUGGCAAGGGCAAGAGCCGGUGGAUCAAGCAUGUUGAUCAGCAAUCCGGGGAGGAGAUUGUCAUAAGGAAAUGAAUUUCACAUCAGCAGUGGUUUUGAUUUUUGUCCUUGGCUUUUUUGUGUCUGUACAGUCUAACUAGUUAUAGAAUUUGCUGGGACA